AUGACCGAGAGCGCAGAUACCUACUUUGAUCCCGAUGAUGUUGGUCUGCCCAAAAGUCCAUUGUUCAAGCCGUUGAAUGUCAGUACCAGACCUUCUCCCCCCGAGAUUUAUCUUCCACCUGAUAUCAGUCCUGGAUCCGGGCCAGGCGGUCGCAAAGGCGCCAAACAAUCAAACAAUUGGCCUUGUCCCGGUACUGCCGUGUUGAUUCGGCAUAUGGCAGAAGGAAAACAUCCAGACAUUGAGCAGAGGGCUGGGAAUGAGGCUUUACCUUCCGACGAGGACGAGGACAAGGGCGAUGAAAGUCCCGUCAGAGGCACUGCCGUGGAAGUCCCCGGGCGUAAUCUAUCCCCUGGGCCAGCCGAUUUUAAGAAAAUGGCAGCCGAUGCGGUUGAUAUAUUGGAUAGCAAGUAUCCAGAGUAUUUGAACGAGUCAGUAGGCUCCACUGGUGAAGCUGUCGCAGAUUGUAAGGUACUCGCAAAUGCCAAUGCAAACGCACAAGCGCGGAGCCCUACAACCGCAAUCAAAUAUACAUACCAUCCUGUUGAUCCAUAUCCAAGGACUAAGAUAGAAGUGAAUAUCAAAGUGGAAACUCAAUCUACCCCGGCCAUCGGUGAACUGCCACCUAUGCGCCAUGCUCCUCAGUCAGGCGCCUCAAAUGGCAAUGGAAGUCAACAGAUUACAUUACCAUCCCUAAGUGAGCAAUUUGGGAGUUUGGGAAAUUUUGCAGAACCAAUAACCACUCCAAAUGAAACAUCAUACUCCCAUUCUCCGGGAAGAACAAUUUCACGAUUCCCUCCUGGGCCUGGAGCAACGUCACCAGCUAGAUCUCCGAAUGAUCCCCGUGGAGAUAUGGUAUCUCCGGGGAGACAACCAUAUCAAUUUAUGACAAACAAUCCCCGGAGAGCUUCACAAUCAAAUGGACCCCAAAAUGUAGCUCCUGGGGAUUAUAGCAGCAGUAGCAAUACUGAAACUCCAAGUACAGAUCAAUCUGGCUCGACUCCUGCCGCAGUGGCAAUAGAUCGUAUGAGUAUUGAUGGUAUUACGAAUCCACAAGUGGGCGGUUAUCAGUGCAAUUAUGCUGGCUGUACUGCAGCUCCUUUUCAAACACAGUACUUGCUUAAUUCUCAUGCAAAUGUACACUCCUCAAAUCGACCGCACUACUGCACGGUCAAGGGAUGCCCUCGAGCCGAAGGCGGAAAGGGUUUUAAACGAAAAAAUGAAAUGAUCAGACAUGGCCUCGUUCACGAUUCCCCUGGCUACGUGUGUCCCUUCUGUCCGGAAAGAGAACACAGGUAUCCUCGACCGGAUAAUCUCCAAAGACACGUCAGGGUGCAUCAUACAGAUAAAGAUAAAGAUGAUCCGCAACUGAGAGAAGUACUCGCGCAAAGACCAGAGGGUCCUAGUAGAGGAAGACGGCGUAGAGGAGGUAGUCGAUAG
Molecule: messenger RNA, 1437 nt
Organism: Sclerotinia sclerotiorum 1980 UF-70
Lineage: Eukaryota; Fungi; Ascomycota; Leotiomycetes; Helotiales; Sclerotiniaceae
Exons: 3
Coding region: 1-1437 (478 amino acids)
Biological process (GO): regulation of transcription by RNA polymerase II
Cellular component (GO): nucleus
Source: RefSeq, a predicted model, not a curated record